CAGUGGAGCUGCCAGACCCUAGAGAGAGGCUCCCGGAGCUCCGGCCGCGGCUCAGGAGCAGAGCUGAGCCUGGAGCUCUGGUCCGGACACGAAUCCUCCCCUGUGGGCGGCCGAGAUUCUCCCAAGCACGAGGGAGGCCUUACGGGGCGGCCCAGGAGAGAGCCUGGGAGCCGCCCAGCUUGCUCUCCGAAGCAUGCGGAGCAGCCUUCUUGGCCCCUCCCCCCCUGGCACCCAGACCUGGGCUGGCUUGGGGAAGGGCGCCACACCUGCCAAGAAGCUUGUUGACAGCCAACGGUGGGAUCCUAGCAACGCCCGGCCGACACCUCCCCAGAAACCCCUGGUCCCGGCAACGGCCGGCCGCCGCCAGAGAGAGCCCUUUGGCCCGCUGACCCCCGCAGCCCUCGGCCAUGGCGGACGCCUCCGUCGCUGACCAGAUGAUGCGGCUGAAGCUCAAACUCUUGGAAAAGAAGUUAGAGGCAGAGCGAGAAAACAUGGAGGACCACGUGGAGCCGGCCCACAUAGCAGCGGGGACGUACGAUGGAGAGGACGCCAUUUUGCAGAGCGCCUUGAGAAGGAGAAAGGAGCUCCUGCACCAGCUCCGGGAGCAGCGCCUCCUGGAAGAGCUCUCGGGGCCCUCUACCUGGGGAGGGAGCCCCCCCAAAAGCUACAGACCAGAGGGGCUCCUGGGCCCUGGGUACCAGCCCUUCCCUGCUGGACUACAGCCAGAGCAGCCCAGGAUCAUCCAGCAGACUGUACCCCAGCCGCCCGCCACCAUCAUCCAGCAGCUGCCUCAGCAGCCCCUCAUCACCCAGAUCCCCCCCGCGCCCACCUACCCCCCCCAGAGGUCAGGAAGCAUCCGGGAAGACAUGGUGGAGAUGAUGCUGAUGCAGAACGCCCAGAUGCACCAGAUCGUCAUGCACAACAUGAUGCUGAAGGUCCUGCCGCCCGGCGACUCGGGGGCCCCUUGGCUUCGGGCCGCUCAGCAGGAUGCCCAGCGUGCCCAGCCGUGGGCGCCGCGCGCCGACAAGCCGAGGGCGGCCUCGGUCCACCACCACCACCACUACGGCCCCCCCCGGCCUGCAGGCCCUUCCCGCCGCCCUGCCCUCCGUGGGCUACCCCGUGUGGCCGCCCCUGCUGCCGGCGCCCGGCCUGCAGCCCCCCGUCCGGCACGUGAUGGGGCCCACGACCACCGUGCCGGCCCUCCACACGGUGGCAUCCGGCGGGGCCCUCCCGGGCCUGCCCCCGGGCCUGUGAGCCCUGCCCCGCGCACGCGCUCCUGGGCCAGACCGAGCGCACCCCGCGGCCCCAGACGGCCGGCAGGAGGGCCGGACGGGACAGGAACAAUAAAGUCUCCCAGCAGAGCCGCGCCUCCGUGUCCUCCUCACUCUGCAGGGGAUUCUGGGUCGGGCGCGGGCAGGCUGGGGCAGGGCCAGGGGGCCGCCGAGUCUAGCCUCCUGGCUUUGGGGGGCCCCGGUGGAGGCUGCAGGGAGGAGCCCCCCCGGGGAGUCCCCCCCAAAGGGGGCUAA
Messenger RNA from Monodelphis domestica (gray short-tailed opossum), 1526 nucleotides. It is a transcript of the gene C2H21orf58, whose product is annotated as chromosome 2 C21orf58 homolog. The record is from RefSeq and is a predicted model, not a curated record. Lineage: Eukaryota; Metazoa; Chordata; Mammalia; Didelphimorphia; Didelphidae.